Messenger RNA from Pogonomyrmex barbatus (red harvester ant), 1408 nucleotides. RefSeq lists its product as uncharacterized. Lineage: Eukaryota; Metazoa; Arthropoda; Insecta; Hymenoptera; Formicidae. The record is from RefSeq and is a predicted model, not a curated record.
AUCAUAAAUAUUCGAGAUGUAUUAAAUGUGAAUUUAUUCGAAAAGAUUUUACGGAGUUUUCAUGGGGUCAGAUGUUCGGUUUCUUAUUUUGUUUAUUCUUAUGUUUUUUACGUAUGAUUGAAAGCAACGCUUUCGUACGUACAGUAUUGAUGUACAAUUUGUACGUACAAAAUUUCGCCUUCAUAUUUUGUAAAGAAACGUACAUCUUAUUUUACAUGUUGCAGGAAGAAAAAUUGCACGACUUAUUCAGCAGAGAAGUGUAUACACGGCACAGAAAAAAACCGUGUUCAGAACAACAGAAAACUUAUAGAGCUUGAAUUUGGUGAAGAAUGCGUGUGGUUCUGGAAAUAACUGAAAGGUCUUGUGACAGACAUGUGUUGCGAUACUUAACUUAUUUGCGAAAACGCUAUUUGAAUAUCCGUGAACUCGCUUACCUGCAAGACUUCGCCAAUCUUGAGACCAUUGAAAACAUGAUUAAUCCAAAAGACAUUAUUCGCGAUAUGCUGGUAAUAUAUUUGCGCAACGCAUUUGAUAUUUAUAGACAACCUUAUCUCUUAAAUGAAUUCGUUUUUAUAUACUACGACGAAAGUAGAAAUGAAUACUCAUACAAAUUUUCUAACAAUAUGAUGUUCAGUGAUGAUAUCACGAUUUUAUGUUUUUUAUAUAAUAUGAUAAAAUUUCGUCUUAUUUAUUAUGGCCAAAUAGUACAGAUCUUGAUAUCAUUAAUGAAAAGUAAGUACGGAAUAAUUGAAAUGUUGAAAAUAGAAGACGACUCAUCGGAAAAUAAGAUUGCAUUGUUAAAUGUAGCACUAUCAUUUCCGAGUGUAUCAUGGGAUAUGGCUAACUAUCUCAAAAUUUGUACUAACGUUUGUGCUAUAUUACCUGAAUUUGAUUUUCCUAAAAUAAUCUGUAUACCUGCGAUUGUUACUAUUCUUCCCAGAUCAAUGCAAUCGCCACCUUUCGCAAUGCUCAUGAUUACAAGACUUUAUAAUAUCGAAGCCGAAUUGAAAGAAGAGAACUAUGAAAAUGUUGAAAAGAGUUCGUUAUCUGAAUUGUACGAUGCAAUGUAUGAAUUAUAUGAAUGUCAAAUGUUUCCUGAACGUUUGAAAAUAGAACUUUGCGAGAAGUGGCAGAUUGUGGUUAAGGAGGGAAAUACGUAUAAAUAUGCACCUUAUUUUGCAGAAUAUCGUCAAAAAGCUAAAGAUAUGAUAACAAAUAUAAGAUUAGACGAUCCAGACUUAGAAUAUAUACUUUCUCUAAUUUAACUUAAUUUUUUCUGUAUUACUUAUAAUCAUGAUUAAUUAACGUCAUAUUGCUUAAUAUUUGCGACAGUUGACGAUUAAUAAAUGACUAAUGAACACGAUAUAUCUGUAUUGCUAUAUUUAGAAAGUAAGAAUUUUUUUUUUAU